UGAAUCGAAUAUUCAUGAGAAACCAUUUUUAUUUAUAGAAAUUAAUACUGAUUAAUUUAUCAUGUAAUAUUUCAAUUUUACUAACUCUGGUGAAAAAUUCACAAUAAGAAAAACAGCAAGAAAAUGAAAAAAAAAUACCCUUAUAAAAUAUUAAUAAAAAAAUCUUCCAAGAUUUUAUUUCUAUAAAAAAAUAAAUCAAAAUAAUAUUAAUUAAAAAUCGACUUUAUUAUAACUCCUCAACUAUCCCAUAUAAAAAGACACACAUCCCCAUAAUAAAUAUAUACUCUCCAUUCCUCCCCACCAAUAAAUUCAUGUUGUUCCUCUUCUUCAUAACUUCUUCUUUCUUCUUCUUCUCCUAAAAAUUAAUCCUCCAUUUUUUUUCCCUCAUAUUUUCAUGGUAGAAAAAACCAUGACCCAUUUAGCUCCAAUAUUCCGAACCGAAUCCGGAACCUGGUACCAAACCAAUGGUGAACUCCAAACCAACUACUUAGAAAAAAGGCAACUCUUCCUUAGAAGCUACCAAUUUAGUAGGAAGCAAAGUUUGGGUGAAAGGCUCAAGAGAUCAUUGGUUCGGGUUAAAAGACUUGUUUGGGUUCGCGCUAAGUCGGCUCGGAGACUUCCUAAAGUGAUUUGGUCCGGUCUUAGGUUUGCUCUUUAUAAUAAAAGAAGAAGGUUGUUUAAGCUCCUUAAUCAGUAUUAUUACUACAAUAAUAAUACCAAUUAUAAAAAUAGUAAAUUUUGUAAGAAUUUUAAGUAUGAGCUUUUUCAUAGAUCUAAUGUUAGUCUUCCUCCUUGUUUCUGGUAGAAAUAUUAUUAUUUGGACUGACCUAUUUUUUUUAAUUAAGUAUAUGUUUGUAGUUGGGGGAGGGAAUGCUAUUAAUUGUAGGAUCAAAUUAUGUUUGCUAGAUUUAAAUAACAGUUUUAGUAAUAUGAGUAGUAUUUUUUGUUCCUUUUUUUUUGUUUCUAUGUAAAAAAGCUUUAUUACCUCUAUAUGUAUGAUAAUUUGACGAUUUUUUUUUUCCCCUUAUAUGAUUGAUGCGGAUCGGAGUUGUAAAAUUUGUUUGUAACAUAAUAUCGGAGGAAAAUUAACAUUCAAACUUCGAGCUCGAAAAGAAGACGUACGGGUAUUUUCCCCUUUGAACAUGUUUCUUAUGUAAUUAUGUGAGUAACCAGUUUUGUGCUAAUUAGAGUAAUACGUAGUAUAAUCUCAUUCUUUCUUAAUUAAUCAA
Messenger RNA from Chenopodium quinoa (quinoa), 1229 nucleotides. RefSeq lists its product as uncharacterized. Lineage: Eukaryota; Viridiplantae; Streptophyta; Magnoliopsida; Caryophyllales; Amaranthaceae. The coding region runs from base 395 to 805 and encodes 136 amino acids. The record is from RefSeq and is a predicted model, not a curated record. The transcript has a single exon.